AUGGCUAUUCAAGAGAUGAUCGUUGAGCUCCGAUUCCAAAUGCCGAAUAUCAAAUUGCGAAUUUCGGAACCAUUGCCAAAAGUGAGUGCAGUGCUUCGCUCGGAGAGUGGUGAGGAGUAUUCAAUUAGCGGAUUCCCACGGGUGCUUCUAGGGAAGAAAGAAGAAGCGCGUGGACACUCUCGAGGGAGCUCUGAAGAUGUGGCGACAAUACGGGGGCGCGCACUGUGGACUCCCCCCGACUUCUCGCGCUAUCCAUCGUUUGAUUCUGGAAUUGAACUCAGCGAGGGGUCUCACCCUGCAGGCUUUCAGUCGCCAACAUCUGCUUCUGGAGCUAUAAAUGAAACGAAUCUAUUCCCUCAAGAACUUGAUGCCCCAGAGACCCGGCAAGGUCCGGCUUUAUACGAAGCAAUACGACUGCAACGUGAACGCGACAGGAUUCGAAUAGAGGAGGUGGAGCCUUUGAAAGAAAAGUUGAGGCAGCUAGAAGUAGAUCAACUGGAACUGACAAAUCUUCUUACGGUAUUGAUGGGACCAGGGGAUAAAAGCUGUAGGCGAAAAGUGUCAUGGUACUCUGAAAACAGUCGCGUUUACUACAAUCCGAAGCAUGAAUGGUACUAUCCGAGUGAACAAGCUGCUUCUGAGAUUCUGAUCUUCCGUCAAUAUGAUUCUAGGGCGGAGCUGAAGCUCUGA
Molecule: messenger RNA, 690 nt
Organism: Hyaloscypha bicolor E
Lineage: Eukaryota; Fungi; Ascomycota; Leotiomycetes; Helotiales; Hyaloscyphaceae
Exons: 4
Coding region: 1-690 (229 amino acids)
Source: RefSeq, a predicted model, not a curated record